Paramecium tetraurelia is the source of this 1176-nucleotide messenger RNA. RefSeq lists its product as uncharacterized. The transcript has 5 exons. NCBI's taxonomy places the organism in Eukaryota, Ciliophora, Oligohymenophorea, Peniculida, Parameciidae. The record is from RefSeq and is a predicted model, not a curated record.
AUGUCCUCCGGAGAGGUGCCAUAGGAGAAGAAGACAUUAUUUUCCACUCUGGUUCAAAAGAAAUAGGCAGAGACUGAUGCAUAAAAGAUCCAAAAUAGGAUACUGUAAUUAAAAAUGGAGCAUGAGAAGAUUUUGAAGCACAUUCAAUAGGAUGAACAGAGAGCUGAAGAAAUUUAUCGUCAUAGAGUAGAAAUCUAAAUGAAGAAAGAAAAUAAAAUGAAAUAGAAAUAAGCAUAGCCACCUCCAUUCUCAUUGGCUGUUUCUCAUCAUCAAAGAGAAUUGUUGAAGAAAAUAAAGGAGGAUGAGUUAAACAAAAAGAAGUCUGAAGCUAAGAUUUUUAGAGAACAAUUAAAGUAGGAAUUCAAGAGCGUUUAAUUAUAGAAAAGUUUAGAACAGGAAGGAUGUCGCAUUAAGGCUAUUUAAGUGAAAGAAGAGGAGAGGCAAUCGACUUAAUUGGCUGUUGCCAAAUUAAAGUAGAAGAGAGAGAGAGUAAGAUAUGAAAUAGAAAACGAAAAAGAUAGAAUAGGAAAAGAAAAGGAGUUAUAUGAUUUAAAAAUUUAGGAAUUAGAAUAACUUGAACAAUUGGCUAUGAUGGAACUUCAAAAUUCGAUAGCCAGAUAGCAGAAGGCUUAGGAGAAGAUUUAAUAAGCGCAGAAACUAUCACCCAGCGAUUACGAAAAACAGCAGGGGCCACAUAAUGAUAUAUAUUAAUAUUUUAAUAUGCUUAACGAAAGUUUAGAAUCUGAUAAGGAGCUCGACCCAGAAAGAGAAAGACAAAGACUAAUGCUCAAGAGAUAGAAGUCAAUUGAGGAGAGUCUCUAAUUAAGUGUGAAAGAUCAUAUCAUUAAAUUGGAAAAUUACUUGGUUGAAUUGAAAAAAGACCUCGAAAACAGCAAAAAGGAGAUGUCUAAUCUAAGAAUGGACAUUGCUACUGUAAAGAAUACUCAUGGGACCAUGAGUGAUGAUCUUACUACUUUUAUACAAAAUGAUGCCAAAAGAGUGUUAAAUGAGACACUCAAAAAAUCUUAAGAUGCUUAACACGAUAGUGAAUUUUUGGAUGCUCAACUAAAUGUAUUAAAAAGUGAUAAAGAUAAAUUACAAGAUGUUACAUCUACAUUAGAAAAAAGAAUUGUUUCAUGUGAGACUGAUGUUGGAUUUAAACAUGUCUAUGAUUGA